Molecule: messenger RNA, 1074 nt
Organism: Trichoplax adhaerens
Lineage: Eukaryota; Metazoa; Placozoa; Uniplacotomia; Trichoplacea; Trichoplacidae
Exons: 1
Coding region: 1-1074 (357 amino acids)
Biological process (GO): G protein-coupled receptor signaling pathway
Cellular component (GO): membrane
Molecular function (GO): G protein-coupled receptor activity
Source: RefSeq, a predicted model, not a curated record
AUGGAUAUUAAUUCAUCGUAUGAUAAAAUUUCCCACGACUACUCCUUCAAUAACUCCGAUGACACUGACUUAGCUAUUUUAUUACCUAUUUUAGUAACUUUUAUCGCUAUUAUCAUGACUACUGCAAUGGCUGGCAAUCUCUAUAUCUUUUAUGCCAUUUAUAGAUGCCGUAGCUUGCACAAAACAUCGUCGUUUUUGAUUGCAAAUUUGGCCGUUGCAGACAUAUUAACAGCAAUAAUUGUUUUACCACCUAUGGCCUAUUCGGCUAUUCAAGGUAAAAUGCUAUUUAAUGAUACAUUUUGUCAAAUAUCAGCAUACAUUAAUUAUAUCAUAUUUGGAGCUUCAUUAAAUACCAGCAUUACCAUCACGAUGGAUCGAUUUGUAGCAGUACUUUGGCCUUUCCGAUAUGAGCGUAUAACAACACCAUCUAGGACAGCUUUUAUGAUUAGUACGUCAUGGCUAUUUCCAUCAAUUGUAGCUAUGCUACCCUUAUUAUCAUUACAACGUUAUGGUUUAGGACGAUAUAGGUAUACAAAUAGUACUUAUUACUGUGGUAUUGACUUACACGAUUAUCAAGAUAAUUACCUAUUUAAUGUAAUUUCAGCCGCAUCAAUUUUAAAUAGCGUAGCUGUGGUAGCUAUUGCUUAUCUCUUUAUUUUUCGCGUUGCAUAUAAGAAAUGGGUAAAAAGUCAACAAAAAUCGAUAGAUAUUAAAGGAAACAAAGAAGCAAGUUUGCUUAGAACAGUACGUACAACGGCUUUAAUUGUUGGUACUAAUAUCUUAUGUUGGUUACCCGCAGUUAUACAAGUUCUCAUAUAUACCAUUAAUCCUCCUAAUCAACUUGCUAACAAAGUGGAUGUUUUAGGUAUCAUUUUCGUAUGGCUACCAUAUACAAAUUGUGCUGUUAAUCCAAUUAUUUAUAUCUCUUCUAACUCUCGGUUACGCAACCUAGUGAUUAAGCAAUGGGAAUAUUAUCGAAGAAAUAUAAUGUGUUUUAAAUUCUGCCAUCCUCGCAAUAAAAAUGUAAUUGGUCCAUGGUUGACAUCAGAACCAUCGAAUUCCUUUCAUUUAUAG